GAACGGGCGUGACUUCCUGGUUUGUUCGCAGCCUCACUGCAGCUCAAUGCGGAAGACAAACAGGGAUCUCAGAACCCCACGCACAAUCUGAAGCAAGUUUUCUGAGGAUUUUGUGUGAGACCUGAAGUGUUUAAAAACAUAACCAUGUGGCCAAAUCAAGGUCCUCCCCCUCCAGUGGGUCCACCAAACCCUGCUUUCCCUCCUAACUACAACCCUGCUUUUCCUGUUGCACCUCCAUCAGGAGGACUUUUUCCCCAACCUGCACUUCCAGCAUACCCAGGUGGGCAAUAUCCAGCUGGGCAAUACCCAGGUGGCAUGAACCCAGCCAUGGUACCAAAUGUACAUCCAGGGGCGAUGCCUUAUGGAGCUCUGGGACCUCAUCCUUAUCCUGUGGCUCCAGGUGGAUAUCCAGGAGUCCCUACUGCAGGUGUUCACCCAGGUCCAUACCCGCACUCUCCAAAAGGGUGUCACCAAAAAGGCCAUAAAGGCCACAAAGGUGACCACAAAGGUCAUCAUCAUCAUGGAGGCUUGAAUCCCAUGGCUGGAGCAUGCGCCGGUGGACUGGCUGGAAUGGGAAUGGGAAUGGUCGGACAUAAGGGCCACAAAAAGAUGAAGAAGAUGAAAAAAAUGAAGAAAGCACAUAAGGGGAGCAAACACGGCAAGUCCUCGAGUAGUAGCAGCAGCAGCAGCAGUAGCAGCAGCAGCAGUGACUAAGCUUGAGGCCACCACAACAAGACAAAGCUUUCACAGAAAUGUCGCUUUACAAAAGGACCAUUAACAAUAAACACACAAAAUAAAUCUUGCAUGGGCUAUUUAUACUAGCAAUGCAUACAUAAGGUGUUACUGUACACAUUUGGCUGCAUUCCAUCAUGUCUUAAAUCUCCUUUUCUUUGGUUUGUAGUGUUUAUGUCAAAUGUUCCAUUGUUAUGGCUUCUGUAUUAUUGUAAAAAAUACACUACAAAUACCUGUGUGUGUGUGUGUGUGUGUGUGUGUGUGUACAAACACAUUAAAAUAAUAUAAGUCCAGCAAGCAAUGAUUUAAAAAAAAAAAA
This is a messenger RNA of Cottoperca gobio, 1051 nucleotides long. RefSeq names its product proline rich 13 (gene prr13). NCBI's taxonomy places the organism in Eukaryota, Metazoa, Chordata, Actinopteri, Perciformes, Bovichtidae. Bases 145 to 714 code for a protein of 189 amino acids. The transcript has 4 exons. The record is from RefSeq and is a predicted model, not a curated record.